AUGAUGGGAAGCUAUCUCUGGACGAGUUCCAGGCGUUCUUCUCCGACGGGACGCUGAACGAGGAAGAACUGGAGAAUCUGUUUCAAACAAUUGACUCUGAUAACACCAGUAAUGUUGACACUAAGGAACUCUGUGACUACUUUGCCAAACACAUGGGUGACUAUGAGGGUGUACUGGCCUCGCUGGAGACUCUCAACCUGUCCAUCCUCAGAGCCAUGGACUUCACCAAGAAGGUGUAUGAACGAGGGACCAAUGUGGAGCAAUUUGUUACCCGCUUCCUGUUGAAGGAAUCAGCCAAUCAGAUCCAUUCUCUGCUGAACUCGGUGGAGAGUGCUGUGGACGCUAUUGACGAGCAGCACUGUAGUCAGUCAGGGUACCCUACUAAGGUCAGUCAACAGGUUCCAGAGAAAUGUUAUGAGAACCCAGUGCCUGACUACCCUCCUAACAACAGAGUCAGUGCUGCCAAGGAUGCUGCCCCAAGGAACAUCAACACUGCUACAGGGGUGGUGGAGGUAAGGAAAGAGACGCUGGAGGCACAGAUCAACCGACUAGCUGAGCUAAUUGGACGCCUUGAGAACAAGACAGUUUGGUUUGACCUGCAUCAGAGGCUAACAGACACUGAUGGCACAGCCAGCGCA
This is a messenger RNA of Oncorhynchus nerka (sockeye salmon), 638 nucleotides long. Its product is annotated as N-terminal EF-hand calcium-binding protein 2-like. Lineage: Eukaryota; Metazoa; Chordata; Actinopteri; Salmoniformes; Salmonidae. The transcript has 7 exons. Gene Ontology annotation, biological process: regulation of amyloid precursor protein biosynthetic process. The record is from RefSeq and is a predicted model, not a curated record. Gene Ontology annotation, molecular function: calcium ion binding. The annotation marks the transcript as partial. Gene Ontology annotation, cellular component: cytoplasm.